Messenger RNA from Aspergillus chevalieri, 2043 nucleotides. Its product is annotated as CCCH zinc finger protein. Gene Ontology annotation, molecular function: metal ion binding; RNA binding. NCBI's taxonomy places the organism in Eukaryota, Fungi, Ascomycota, Eurotiomycetes, Eurotiales, Aspergillaceae. Gene Ontology annotation, cellular component: nucleus. Gene Ontology annotation, biological process: box C/D snoRNP assembly. The transcript is spliced from 2 exons. Bases 1 to 2043 code for a protein of 680 amino acids. The record is from RefSeq and is a predicted model, not a curated record.
AUGAGCUCCCAGGGCUUUUCUUUUCCUCCCCCUCCUCCGCCUCCACCCCGGCAACAGCAGUCACAGCAGCAGCAUAACCAUGCGCCACAGUACGGACAAAGCUAUCGUGGCCAACGGGGUGGACGGGGUGCUGGUGGAAAUUCCAGAGGCCAUGGAAGAGCUCAGGUGAAUAAAGGAGGAGGCAGAGGAGGCCAUUAUGCAGCACCUUCUCCAGCGUAUUCAACGAACCCUGCUCCUCCGUCUGUUAGCUAUGCACCGAUGAACUACGCCGGUUUCCCGACUCAACCUCUGUCUACGGCGCCUACACCAGCAAUUGCAGCACCUCAAUACGGUUCCAGUUAUCCUCCGACAUCGACCGCAUUUACGUCCCCGCAGACCUUUUCCCAACCAACCGCAGCGCAAGUCUCUCCAUACCAACACCAAACGACGAGCUACGAUGCGUACAAUCAAGCUAUGGGGCAGAUGGCACAGGCAUAUGCGGCAAUGCCAUACCAGCAUGCAUCCCCUGGUAGGCCUUGGGGUUAUGGGCAAACUGCGCCUACAGGGACGUUCCCUGGAGCCCAUCAAGGAAAUGCUUGGGGACCGCAACCGUUUAAUAAUAAUGCUUACGGCAACAACAUGUCCAACGGCGACAAGCUGAUGAAGCAUCAUAACAAGCGAGACCAUCCUUCGGCAUUUGGAAAACCACAGUCAAUCGCACCUCGAGUUCCCGCACCGCCUCCCGUUCCGAGCUUUGGAAACCCUUUACCAUCUAAGCCACCGCCACCUUCGGAUGUUACAUGGAAGCCCAAGAAAAAGAGAAAGCACAAUCAGCUUGGUCUGACCCCAAAGACAGAGGACCACGAAUCUAGCGAGGAGGAAGACGAUGUAGACGAAGAGUCAAAGCUGGCAUCUGGGAGCGGCGGAACCGCUAAUGCACCGCUUCGGUUUACCUACAGGGGACGUACGGCAACCCUCAAGACGCCGGAAGAGAUUGCAGCAUGGAUCGCAGAGCGGAAGAAGCGAUUCCCAACCCAAGCUAGGGUUGAAGAAAAGAAGAAAGCCAUGGAGGAGGCAAAGAAAGCCCGGGAGGAAGCUAUGAAACAAAAGAGAGAAUCCCGAAAACAAGAAACAACAAAGCGGCCCCAGAAAGAUACUCGGGAGCGACAGCAGCAACGUAUACCGGGAGAUCCGGUUGAUGCAGUGGCUAAGGCAACGGAGAAGGCCGAUAAGCUACGUCGGAAACUCGAGCGGGAGCAGAAACGGGUUGCCAAAGCCGAAGCGGACGCAGAGCGGGCCCGACUCAAGGUGGAAGAACUACGAAAGGAAUCGACAGGUCUCAGUAAAGAUGGAGAUGUGUUUCAAGAAGCCCAGUCGUCAGCCACCCCGGCGGGACAUGUCUCGGGCGAACCAGCCAAACCAGUUCACGAUAAGGAAGCUGCCAAAGUCACUGAUACGACUGAUGAUAACGAUUGGACAUCUUCAAGCGGAUCCGACGAGUCCUCGUCGGACUCAGAUAGCGAUGAAGAUGAAUAUGCUGAUAGUGACGGCUCAGCGCCAGAGGAAAUGACAUCUCGCCGCGAGGGACCGGAAAAAGUACCACCACCGCCCCGUACGAAUGUCAGAAAACGAGUAUGUCGCCACUUUGCUCGUAACGGACGAUGUCUACGAGGAGACGAUUGUAACUUUUUGCAUGAAUUGCCGGAGCGGAAGGCCAAAACGAAGCCAGCAGCGCCGCAGCAGAAGGAGAAAGGCCGGAAAGGACUGUUGCAGAUGCUACUUGAUCGUCAAGAAGAGGACGACAAUCAUCGGAUCAUGGAGGCGAUCAUGGCUCUAGGGGAGAACGGAUUACUGGAUGAACCGACCGUUUCGGAGAAUCAUAGGCAACCUCCGAAUCCUGUCAACGGAAACGCCACAACUGUCUCAGACAAAGAUAACGCUGCCACAGCCGCCACUGCUGGUAUUGAACCCGGCAUUCAAGUCCCAGCAAACCAGGAAGAAAUCAUAGCCGGUCCAACGCCGACGGCCGACGGAGAUCUAGCCUCCGCUGCGGCAAUUUCGUGA